CGGCCGGCCGCGUCCAUGCAGCCCCGCCGGCCCCCGCCGCCCGCGCCCGGGCCCCCGCGCCCCGCCGCGCCGCUGCUCGCGCUGCCGCUGCUGCUGCUCGCCGUCCAGGGGGCGGCGGCGCCCGCGGGGCCCGAGGCCGCGGAGUGGCGCCCGGACACGGGGCCUCCGCACGGGCUCCUGCGGCAGGCGGCGCGCGCGGCGCUGCACUUCCUCAACUUCCGCGCGGGCUCUCCCAGCGCCCUGCGAGUGCUGGCCGCCGUGCAGGAGGGCCGCGCCCGGAUCAAUGCAAAGAAGGAAUGUACAGUUGACCUGGUGUUUACCACGGAGCGCUACAACUCAGAGGAAGGCGAGGAAAGUUUGGGGAAAUGUUCUGCUCGAGUGUUCUUCAGGAACCGGAAGCCCAGACCCGCCGUUAAUGUCACCUGUGCACGGCUCAUGGAGAAGACCAAACGACAGCAAGAGGACUACCGGCUUUACAAGCAAAUGAAGCAACUGAGAAACCCCCUGGACGGAGUCAGCAUACCUGUACAGUGUGGCCACUCCGCCAACACCUCCUGCCUUGGACGUCGCGCCUCCCUGCUGGGCGGUGGGGGCAGGGCCAGGCCGCCCGCCGAGCAGAGGCCUCCGCGACAGCACGCGCCUGUAGGCCCCAGUUUUCAGGGCUGAGUCAGAACCUGAGGGGACACGUCCGGAGACUUCCGCCGGCGGCUUUGGAAGACUGGGUGAGGGGACGCCGUCCAGGGCCUCCCCCUGCGCAGCACGCCCGCCAGAGCUGCGACAGCCGGCGUCUGGGUCCUGGGCGGCGGCUGCGGCGGAGUCGGGUUCAUCUCGCCUUCGCUCAAGGGCUGACGGCAGCCGCGUCUCUAACAGGAAGCGCGCGCGGCCCUCCGAGGUGACUCGGCUGACGCGAAGCCGAGCUCCUCUCUCCCAGCUCCCGCCAGGGAGGCGGGCGCCGCCGACAAACGCAAGUCCCGAAGCCGCCGCCCACUCCGGAUUGGCGCGUGGGGACGGAGCUUA
Molecule: messenger RNA, 1017 nt
Organism: Equus caballus (horse)
Lineage: Eukaryota; Metazoa; Chordata; Mammalia; Perissodactyla; Equidae
Source: RefSeq, a predicted model, not a curated record